AUGCUUUGGGGCUCGUAUUUAUACGUGGCGGUGCCGCUGGUGCUAGCUUUCUUCCUAGCCGUCUGUGGCACCCUAUUACUACUACCUAAUGAGUUUGAUAUCCAUCAAAAUGUCAUUGUUGUGUCAAUAUUGACACUUGUCUUCCCAGCUUUGGCUUUUGUUGUCAAAGCCGCUAUCAUGCCUGGCACCACUUUGCCGCAGGGUCCUCCCAAAGGUGCCAUCAGGCUAUUUUGGUUACCACUCUUUGUGGAAGCCAUCAAACUUUGCAUUUUAUUUAUUGCCAGCCGUAUGGGCGGCCUGUCGAAGGUUCUACAUCACGCCUUGAACGUCGCCCUGGUGCUUCUGUGCUUUGUGGUGGUGCUUUCGUUGCUUCAUAAUGCGCCAUACCAGAUGCUGUUGUAUCGUAAGUUCUACGGGUACUUGGCCAUCUGGGACGACUGCCGCUUGGCUCCCCUUCCUCCUAAGAAGAUCAAGCACAGAGGUUCAAUGGCAUCCCUUGGGUCCAGCGAAGAGCCACACAUCGAAACUGGACCCUCAUUUAAUCUAAAUUCCUUUUCCAGCAAAAACAAGUCCCUUGUGCUGAGCAAGCUGAUGCCGAUCAUGUCGGCGCUGCUGUCACACCUGACUGUGAUGGACCGCUUGUACUCUGUUCUGCCAAAGAACACCUUGCAUUUGACAUCAGACGAAGAAUCAGUGGAAUACGGCGAGAACCCCUACGAAGGCCUCGUUGGCCUGGCCGACCAUCUGAUGGACUCAGUUGAUCCCGACAGCUCGUUUGAGUCUGCUGUUACUGAUCCUGGUCCACAACGCUGUCCCAUGUUGCGUACUUCGUCAUCCACAAGUCAACUUCCCACCUACCCUGUUCACGGCUCCAAUUCUUCGGCUUCACUGAAGUCCUCGAAGAUGGGCUUCCUCAAAUGGUUCCGCUGGUUGGUUCCAAUAACAAUUUUUGAGAGACGCAAGUCCCAGGCCUUUUACCGCAGGCUUCAGCGGGUGCAGAUCAAGCAGAGGUUCUCCACGUUCAGCUUGAACAAUCACGAGACUUCCUCUCUUCUUUCCAGCGAAAAGCUUCCCUUUUACAACACAGUCGAUUUGGAAGCUCAAUCGUUCAAGCCCGCCUACUCCCGCCAGUACAACUGCCAUGACUUCUACGAGUUUGCCAAAUUUUCCAAUGCAAACUACGAUGAAUGGGUAAAUGCCCAAAACCAGGUGGACCCCAUUUUCAAGAAGUUUGGCGUGACCCUGGAGCAAUUCAGCAUCUUCUACUUCAUUGCAUACACUGCUGAGCUCAUCUUGGCUCAGUUUGUGUCCACCAUGACCCUUGCAUUGCCAUUUUACGCAUCCCUUUCUACAGGGGCCUUGAUUGCAGCUUAUGCUGGCAUGUUUGUCAGUCACUUGUUUUGCACGAAUUUCCUCAAGUAUCAGAGUGAAAUGUCUUACAAGUUCAAUAUCCCCAUGGCCUUCGCUGUGAGAGCUGCCACUUUCGCCGGCCUUGUUGCGUUCUACCUAUACACAUAA
This is a messenger RNA of Candidozyma duobushaemuli, 1518 nucleotides long. RefSeq lists its product as uncharacterized. The transcript has a single exon. The record is from RefSeq and is a predicted model, not a curated record. Lineage: Eukaryota; Fungi; Ascomycota; Pichiomycetes; Serinales; Metschnikowiaceae. Bases 1 to 1518 code for a protein of 505 amino acids.